This is a messenger RNA of Cladocopium goreaui, 474 nucleotides long. The record is from the annotation of a GenBank genome assembly. Lineage: Eukaryota; Dinophyceae; Suessiales; Symbiodiniaceae.
AUGCCCAACGGAGUCGUUGAAGAGCGUCAUGUGGAUUCUUUGGAAGUUCUGCUGGCUGAGGAACAUUGCCCUUUUGUGGCGGCAUUUUUCUCCAGCUCUUCCCCUCUCUCUCAGACUCCAGAGCUGGCUCUGACUGAGCAAAGGCUUGCAACAUCUUUCCCGACGGUCCGAUAUGUGAGAGUGGAGACGGAGUACAUGACCAUCAGAUCCUUUCUUCAGUGGGAUAUUUCCUUCCUUCCGACCUACGUCCUGUUCUGGCCGGGCAAAGAAGGCGGAACCAAAGGAUGGCAUCGCUGGACGGGAAAAGGUGCCAACCCCUAUGAUUACAGUGAAGUUUCGUCGUGGAUUUCGGAAGUCACAGGGCUGCAGCCGCAGAACACUUCGGUGGCCACAACGGGUCCACCGUUGCUUCCCCGGGGCUCGCAGAAAGCCUCGUCGGCCUGGCUGGUCAUUGCCUGGACACUGGUCACUUAG